Messenger RNA from Haliotis rubra (blacklip abalone), 888 nucleotides. Its product is annotated as cystine/glutamate transporter-like. The transcript is spliced from 6 exons. Bases 1 to 888 code for a protein of 295 amino acids. Gene Ontology annotation, cellular component: membrane. Gene Ontology annotation, molecular function: L-amino acid transmembrane transporter activity. NCBI's taxonomy places the organism in Eukaryota, Metazoa, Mollusca, Gastropoda, Lepetellida, Haliotidae. The record is from RefSeq and is a predicted model, not a curated record. Gene Ontology annotation, biological process: amino acid transmembrane transport.
AUGACAGUUGGACUUAAGAGGCAGCUCGGCGUCAUCAGCGCCAUUAGCUACGUCACCGGCGGCAUCAUAGGAGGCGGCAUCUUCGUCAGCCCAAGUUCGGUGUUGGCUGGUGCUGGAGCAUCUCUAGGGCUCUCCCUCUGUGUGUGGGUGUUUUGUGGCUUCAUUAGCUACUGUGGAGCUUUGUCUUACGCCGAACUUGGUACUCGUAUUAAGAGAUCUGGCGGAAGCUAUACUUACGUCAGAGCAGCCUUUGGAGACAUGGCCGGAUUCACUGUGUUGUGGGCUCAGCUGUUUGUUGUGCGCCCUUUAGCGGCCGUAUUGGGAAGUCUAGUCACUGCUGAAUACAUCAUGCGGCCUUUCUAUCUGAGUGCCCAGACUUGGCGCCAAAGUCAGCCAAAGUUCUGCUUUGCUACAGUUAUCUUAUCUUUCAUUGUGGCCUGUAACUGUUAUAGCGUUCGUGUUGCUGCCGGAAUACAGACAGUAUCCACGGUCUGCAAGGUCAGCGCUCUUGUCGUCAUUAUAGUAGCUGGCCUCUAUCACCUUACUCAAGGUCACAAUGAAAACUUUAGAGACCCGUUCGUCAUUAGCGAUCUCAACCCAGGUGGCUUUACCUCGGCUUUGUAUGCUGGGCUGUAUGCAUACGUGGGAUGGGAUCACAUCAAUAAUGCAGUUGAGGAAAUCGUUCAACCACAGAGGUUAAACUUCGUUGGCGGCAGAGACAACGUCUUCCCUCGAUUCCUUGGAAUGGUGAAUGCAGAAAGGAAGACGCCUAUGCCGACAGUCCUACUCGUGGUAAAGAUUUUUGGGCAUUUAGUAUUAGGUUUUUUCAUCUACAUGACCACAUCCAACCCGCCACACAUCAACAAUCCUGAAUUUGUGUCAUGUUAA